AUGGCCGAUCCUAGGCUGGUGCUCUCCGAGGCCAUCUCGGAGGAGCGCACCGAGCCGUUCUCACAGACCCAGAUCGAUGCUCUCUUCAAGGGCAUCCGCGUUGAGGAGCCAGUCCCCUCGGCUGAUGCCGGGUCCGUCCCUCUCGACAACCUCCAGGUCGAGGAACACCACCACAGGCAAGGCAUCCGCAUCCUCGUCCGCCCUCUAGCCAAGUUCCCCAACUCACGGUCCGUCAGUCCUGGCAGUGACAGUUGCCAGUGGCUUGCGCUCCGUGCUGAGGUUGCUUCCGCUGAGCAGCCUGAACACAAGGUCCUCGCUGUGACUCAGACAUCCAAGGAUAUCAAGUUCUCCGUCCGCAUCCCCGGCGAAAUCCAGGACGAGUCUCCGCGACCUCCGCUGUGGUGCGAGCUGUACUACGACCCUGCCAGUGACAAGGUGAUCUUCCUAAACAAGUCGGAUGUGCCAAUAUCCCUCUCCGGCGUCACCCAGACCCCGUUGUCGAGCCCUGUCCUCGCUGAAGCCCUCGUCAUUAAUCCAGGCGUGGCAAGGGCCUUGAGGCCAGGAACAUGGCGCAUUGCUGUUAGGGAUGUCGCCGUGCUGGACUUUAGGAUCCUGGAGAAGCGCCCAGUGACGCUGUACCAACCCCAAGCACCCACCAUCGUGGAGGAAGUGUCUUCAUCGAGCAGCUCUAGUCAGGUCAUUUCAGGCGGAAAGCGAGCCCUGACCCCAGAAGUUGAUGUAAAGAGGGUUAAACGCCGCGUCUCAGAUCCGGAUACACCUGGGGAUGAUGGCGUCAUCAUGUUUCUGAGGCCUGCCGCCGACCCUCUUGUCUUCCCCCUUCCCAACGGCCGUGAGACCAAAGAGUUAUCUGCUAUCAAUGGCCACGCAUUACUUGACACCGAAAAGGGUCAGACGAUUGCAGUACCAGGAGUUUGCGAGCUUGAUGAGUACCAGCUUACCAAGCGGGAGCCGAUUGCAUCCACAUCGCUGUCGGCCGUCUACACUGCGGACCAUUCUCAUGUGCCCGACAACAUCGUCACAGUCAAGGUGCUCAAGACCCGUGUCGCGAACCCAAAUGACAAACCCCAUGUGCACGAACGGAACGUUAUCCGUCAAGCUGACAUGUGGUUGCGUGAGUGUAAAAGUCAGGAAGAACUCCAACACGAAUCCAUUGUCCGAUACUACGGCGGAGACGCGCGUUUUCUCUCCCUGUACAUGGAGCAUGUGGACGCAAAGGAUCUGACGGCCGCUCCUCGAUGGAGGAACAAGGCAAAUGACGAAUUCCAAGGCGAUCGGAGUGAUGCCUUGAGGAUCCUUGCCGACAUUUCUGGCGCCUUGAACUACAUUCACGGUCGCAAGCUAGUUCACAAUGACAUCAAGCCCGCCAACAUCUUGUACUCUCCGGAGCGUGGAGCCGUCCUCUGCGACUUUGGACUCUCAACCUUGGCAAGCAACUCGCCUAUGGGCGGCGGAACACCGUACUACGUACCGCCGGAAUUUAUCGGGCGCAAGCUCCGUGGUCCUGCGUCGGACGUUUGGGCUGUUGGCAUCACCAUGCUUUAUGUCCUACGCAAAAUUCCGUUCCCUGAUUGUCGCGCCCGCCGCCACCAUCCCAAGCCGCUGUACUGGCAAAUAUCCGGAGUCAACAACCCCUCAACACCACACAAACAAUAUGGCAAUGGUCAGCCUGCGAUCAACCAAAUGCGCGACUGGUUGACUGAGAUUUACGAUGCUAGAGAGAAGCUUGACAACAAGGAUCGACUUGAGCGACUGGUCAAGGAGAUGUUGACCCCUAAUCCGCAACAACGUAUCACCAUGGCGAGAGUGUUGCAAGAGUUGGCUGUUGACCAGACCUCGGCUGCAAGUUGA
This is a messenger RNA of Ilyonectria robusta, 1869 nucleotides long. Its product is annotated as kinase-like domain-containing protein. NCBI's taxonomy places the organism in Eukaryota, Fungi, Ascomycota, Sordariomycetes, Hypocreales, Nectriaceae. The transcript has a single exon. The record is from RefSeq and is a predicted model, not a curated record. Gene Ontology annotation, molecular function: ATP binding; protein serine/threonine kinase activity. The coding region runs from base 1 to 1869 and encodes 622 amino acids. Gene Ontology annotation, biological process: peptidyl-serine phosphorylation; peptidyl-threonine phosphorylation.